UCCUGCAAACAAAACUGUCUGUCGUCAUCCGGCAACGAAAAUAAGAACUCAUCAAAAUGGCGACCAUGCAAAUCGCUGGCCCGGCGGGACAUUGUGAGGAAGAUAUGACCAAUCCUAAGGUUUCGACGCCCCUGUCUAUACCAGGGCACUCGGGUGCGCCCCGUACACUAUCUGCAUACCCCACCGUAACUGGAGCAUCCGUCAUGGGAAUUUGCUACGAUGGGGGUGUUGUGGUCGCCGCCGAUAUUGGUGCCUACUUCGGAAAGACGCUUCGCUUCGAAAACUGUCCGCGGAUAAGAAAAGUGAAUCAGUUUACUCUUAUGGCAGUUAGUGGUGACUAUGCCGACUUUCAGUAUCUCGAGAAACUGACUGAGGCCAAGGUGAUUGAUGAAGAUCGUUACCAUGAUGGCUUUCAGCUCAAGCCGAAGUCACUGCAUUCGUGGCUGUCCCGAGUUUUAUACAAUCGACGCAACAAAUUCGACCCUCUGUGGACAAACAUCAUUGUUGCCGGUAUGCAGGAUGGCAAGCCGUAUCUCGGCUACGUCGAUAAACUCGGAUCAGCGUUUGAGACUCAUGUGUACGCCACCGGUUUUGGAACCUAUCUAGGUCUCGGUCAUUUAGCUGAAGCAUACGAGAAAAAAAAGGGCAAGCUCAGCAAACAAGAAGCUAUCGAAGUUGUUAAAGGUGUUUUGAGAGUCCUCUAUUACCGUGACACAAUGUCACACCCCAAAUUUCAGAUUGCUGUCUGCUCCGCCGAAGGAAUCUCGAUCGAAGGACCUUUUAUGAUCGACAGCGAUUGGUUAUGUGCCACACUAUCGGGAACGUAUUAAUUACUGAAUAAAUGCAGCUGAUGAAAUAGCUGACGAUCGAACGAACGAUGAACGCUGGACGAUAUUCGAAUUAGUGGCACGAAUAAGUGAAAGAUAUACGAAGCAAUAUGUAUGUGAGCUUUUGCGGAAAAACAGUUCACCUUUGAUGAGAACAUAACACUAAUAAUAAAUGUUUUGGUGCUAUUUAUAGCCAAAAGAAACUGACUAAACAAAUCAGAUAUUGUCAUUAUCUUACCAUUCUCAUACAGGAUUGGCUGAAUUUGCCUGUAGUAAGACUUACGAUGCGUAUUAUUGAAGUGCAUGUUACCCUCAUAAUGUGUGUGGUAACGAUAUUUGAUAGAUGUCUGUUGAUGACAUCUCAUCAUAGUGCUUUACUUGGA
This is a messenger RNA of Varroa destructor (honeybee mite), 1210 nucleotides long. RefSeq names its product proteasome subunit beta type-4 (gene Prosbeta7). The record is from RefSeq and is a predicted model, not a curated record. NCBI's taxonomy places the organism in Eukaryota, Metazoa, Arthropoda, Arachnida, Mesostigmata, Varroidae. Gene Ontology annotation, cellular component: proteasome core complex; cytoplasm.